Molecule: messenger RNA, 3630 nt
Organism: Prorocentrum cordatum
Lineage: Eukaryota; Dinophyceae; Prorocentrales; Prorocentraceae
Source: the annotation of a GenBank genome assembly
GAGCAGUAUGCUUCAGCCUCAGGGAAGUUGGUCAGGAUGGGCAAGGACAAAAACGCCCUGAAUAACGAGUUCGAGAGGGGGCUGGAGAAGGGACAUCAGGGCGAGUACGUGCGAAGCGUGGAAGCUAAGUGGGCUGAUAAGGACCUGAAUUGGGACAGAGUCAUGAAGUCGAUGGACGAGAAGGCUUUCGCGGACGAGUGCUACGAUGUGAGGCUGGAACCUGUGGCCACUGACCUUGGCGUCGAUCGAGGUGCGGCUGCCCUGAAGGAUCUUCAUCGGUGCGUGUCUGCCGGCCGGCGCGGAGUCGGGGCGGUGACUCCGCGGUCUCGCAAGGAGAUCGGCCUCGCGAAGGAGGUCAGGUCGGGCAAGGGGAACGACUCUGGCAAAGGGUGCGAAGACUUUAUUCGCCAAUUGUGCCGUGCCGAGUUCGACUCUAUCAAAGACAACUUUGGCGACGCCAUCGCCAAGACUGCCGCCGAGAGCAACGGGCCCCUGCUCGCCGCCGUGGAGAACCUCAGGGCCCUGGUUCAGACCAACGCCGAGAACCUCGAAGCCCAGCUCGACCAGCAGAAGGGCAUCGUCGAUGCCCACGCCGCCAGCCUCUCCAAGCACGAUCAGGACCUCGCGGACAUCCGCCGCGAGAUGGCGGAGCUCAGGCGUGAGCUGGUCCUCGCCGAAUCCCGCCCUCGCCCCCAACCCCAAGUUCCUGCUGGCUUCAAUCGUGACAUCGACCCGUCCAUGGUUGUGGCCAUCUCCCAGCGCCCCACCUCCGUGGACAGUGUGCGCGAGGUGCUGGCGCCAUGGUUAUCUUCUAUCGGUUUUGAAAAUGCAAACAAUGAGUGCAAGAUUGAAUGCACGGUGCCUUGCAAGCGUUUCGAGAUCAAGUUCAGUGGCCCCAUCGGGGUCGCCCCCCGCAAAGUUGAUCGUGUCCUGGCCAACCUUCGUGAGGGUAAAGAAUGGAAAGGGUUCUGGAUCACCCCACCUGGUGAUGUGCGCCGCCGUGUCCACCUCGGCCCUGACAAGAGCCCCAGGCAGAUCAAGCAAGAAAUCACCCUCCGCAAAGCUCGUAAGUUGGUGGAAGAAGCUUGCCCUGGCAGACGUUUCUACUCCGAUCGCGAGCGCGGCGUCCUCUCGGUGGGCUGGUGGCACGUGAUCUUACUGUGCGGUCUAGCUUCUGUGGCGCAGAUGCAGGUGGCAGCAUCCGCGGGGGCGUCGCAGUCGUACUUCCUCCUCUUCACCCCGAUGCGGUCGUCCAUCCUCCUGUUCCUCUCGUUCCUGGGCGUGUUCUACGGGUUGAUAUCUCGAUGGGAGAGAUAUGCUUGCAGGUGUACAACGUGCACAAUCAUAGUCUUUCGUUGGCAGAAGUCGAUCGAGUUGCGCGUGAUAUCCGUGCUGCUCGUGCUGCGGCUGAGCGUGCACCAGACUCCCCUUGCUCCGCUGCUCGAGAUUAAGAGUGAUGCCCCAUCGCGCUACGAGCGCGCUGGGAAUGCUGAAUCGUCCAUCGAUCGCUUCUAUUGCUCGCUCUCGGGAUGGCAGAUGUGCCAGAUGGUGGCCCAGGCGUCGACCGUCGAUUCGGCUGCGUUAGUGUCGGACAGGCUCGUGUCGGAUCACGCCGCCGUGGUGAUCUCGUUCGCCCCCAGGGCUCCCAGGGUUCAGGGCCGGCGUGCUUUCCCCAAGCACAUUUUCUACGAGCCAGUGUUCAAGCAGCGCCUCGAGGGUCUCAUCGCAGCCUCCGACUGGUCCCAGAUGUCCCCGCCCGUCAAGCUCGAGCAUUACAAAAAGCUGUUGAAGAUCGCCUCGGCCGAAGUUCGUGAUCGUCUCUUUCGUGCUCGGCCUCGCCAUCCUCGCGCCCUCUCCAACUCGCACGAGCACUCGCACGAGUUGCCUGGCGGCAAGACGCUCCUCUGGCGCGUCGGCUUCAGGAAUCACAUCCCCUCGCUGGGGGUUCUCGAACAUGUCUAUUGGAUCGACAGCGGCAUUAUUCAGGGCUGCGCCCUUUCUGGCUCCUUAUUUGCGUUCAGUACGGCGGCUUUUCUCUCUGAGCUGGUCCAACUGAUUGAGCGCCCCUCGCUUGGCCUCGUGCGGGCCUGCGCGGACGACAUCGGUGGCGCGCUCUCCUCGAUCGCCGACCUCGUUCGAGUCUUCGGGGUGAUGUCCAAGGCCUCCGGUAUGGCCAACCUCACGUUGAAGGUAAGCAAGUGCAAGGUGGUCCCUCUUUGCGGGCCUCACGCUCCUGAGCUCGCCGCUCGUGUCCUCCAUGAGAUCUCCUACUGGGUCCCCGAGUGGUCCUCCUUCGAAGUGGUUGAGUGCUUGCUCUACUUGGGCGUCUGGAUCAUUCGUUGGGCACAUCUUGCCGUGGCAUCUAUCACCCGCGCUGCUUUGCUCACGUAUCCGUGCUGGGAGCCCAUCCUGUCCCGCAUGCGCGAGCAUAUUGCCUCGAGGGACACCGACGUGACGCUCGACAUGCUCCCGCACUGCCGCCUGCACACUGGCUUCUGGAAAUCCACCGCGCUGGCCGAGAACCUGGAGGCCGCUGCCCUCGGCCGUGCUCCUGAGGGCUCGGGGCUGUCCGCCCUGCUGCCCGCCGCGCUUUCUGCGGCGCGGGCCGUCCUGUCCCCCGCACUUGGUGGAGCGCGCCUCGCUCGCACCCCAAUGGCCUCCCCGUGUGGCUCGCUCUUCGAGCUCUUCCUCAAGUUCGUCCACGGCAUCGGCUACCUCUUCAUCUGCUUCCUGCAGUGCACUCUUGACCACGAUGACAGCGACUCCAGACUCCUGUCCUUUGUUGCCGCCCCGCUCGCGGAGAUGCUCUACGCAGUGCCCUGGUCAUCCCGACAGUCCUCGACUUACUCCAGUGGUAUCGCCUACGACCCCUUCGCCUCGGGCAUGCUGCCUUCUUUCGACGACUCCGAUUGCCUCGGCCUCUCCGCGACCGCCCUGCACUUCGUUGGCCUUGCCAGGGCCUUCUCUAUGCUCGCCGUGGACCCUGAGUGCUACUCCGCCGACGCCAAGUUCUGGGGGCGCCUCUCGAAUGGCUGCCACCUCGUCUCGCGUUGCCGCGGGAUGCCCGUCCUCGGCGACCCCGUGCUCCCAGAGAACGCCUCCCGCCUCGCCUGGUUCUGCGUCGUGGCGCGGCGGUACCAGCGGCCGCCGCCAGCCAGCCGCCGCUCCCAGUGUCACGAACAGCGGCCGCCGCCCAGCGGCCCACCAGAGGCCGCCGCGGCGGCGGCGGCGGCAGCGGCGGCCGCAGCGGGCGCCACGGCGGGCGCGGCGGCACCCGCGGCCGCGGCGGCCACAGCGGCGGCCGCCGCACCCGCGGCGGCCACGGCCGCCGCGGCAGGCCCCAGCGCAGCAGCGCGCGCCACGGCGCCGGUGGCCGCGGCGGCCUCGCCGCGGCCGGCCGCCGCAACGGCCUCGGCGGCCGCGGCGGCGGCGCCGCGCGCCACGCCGAGGCAGCCAGGGGCCGCCAGCAGGCCGGCCGGGCCGGCCGCGGCGGCGGCGCAGCAGGCGGCGGCGCGCCGCUGCCGCCGCCGCCGCGCCGAGCGCGACACCAUGGCCGAGAAGGCCGAGGACCGAGGGGCGGAGGCCCGGCCAGCCGCUGAGGCCCGCUUGAGCCAGAGCGGCUUGAGCCAG